CCGACGUCCCUCUGCGGCGAGCCUCUUCUCCGGUCGGUAGCCGCCGCUUUGCUGCUCGGGUUGCGCCUGCCGUUAUCCCUCUUGCUGCGCCGCCAUGGCCGCCUACAGCAAGUUCCUCACCGCGCGCUACUCCACCAUGGCGGGCACCGCCGCCGCCGCUUGUGCUCUGCUCUGCCUGCUCAGCAAACGGCGGAAAGCAGCCGCCGCCGCCCAGCACGGAAAGAAAAAUGGAAAAAAUUUACCCAGCAAUGAGAAAGAAGUCAAGAAAGAGCGGGCUGUGGUAGAUAGAGUAUUUCUUGCAAGAAUUUGUCAGAUCCUGAAAAUUAUGGUCCCUAGGACAUUUUGUAAAGAGACAGGUUAUUUGAUACUCAUUGCCCUUAUGUUGAUACUUCGCACAUACUGUGACAUUUGGAUGAUUCAGAAUGGAACAGUUAUUGAGAGUGCUAUCAUUGGCCGCAGUAGAAAAGAUUUCAAGAGGUACUUGUUCAACUUCAUCGCUGCCAUGCCUGCUAUUUCCUUAGUGAAUAACUUCUUGAAAUAUGGGCUAAAUGAACUUAAAUUGUGUUUCCGUGUCCGACUUACCAAGUAUCUUUAUGAGCAGUAUCUACAGAGUUACACAUACUACAAAAUGGGAAAUCUAGACAACAGAAUAGGUAAUCCUGAUCAGCUACUUACACAAGAUGUGGAAAAGUUUUGUAACAGUGUAGUUGACCUAUAUUCAAACCUCAGCAAGCCAUUUUUGGAUAUCGUUCUAUAUAUCUUCAAACUAACAAGUGCAAUAGGAGCACAGGGCCCUGCGUCCAUGAUGGCCUACUUGAUUUUUUCAGGCUUUUUCCUUACACGCUUAAGAAGACCUAUUGGUAAAAUGACUAUCACAGAACAAAAAUAUGAAGGAGAGUAUAGAUACGUCAAUUCACGGCUCAUUACAAACAGUGAAGAAAUUGCUUUUUAUAAUGGGAAUCAAAGGGAAAAAAAAACAAUUCACAAAGCUUUCGGCAAACUGGUAGAGCACCUACACAAUUUUAUUUUGUUCCGGUUUACAAUGGGUUUUAUAGAUACCAUCAUUGCUAAAUACCUUGCUACUGUAGUUGGCUAUUUGGUUGUUAGCCGUCCAUUUCUAAACUUGUCUCAUCCUCGUCAUCAGAAUAGUAGCCAUGCAGAACUUUUGGAGGAUUACUACCAAAGCGGAAGAAUGUUACUGAGAAUGUCUCAAGCCCUUGGCAGAAUAGUUCUAGCUGGUCGUGAAAUGACUCGAUUGGCUGGCUUCACAGCUCGAAUUACAGAAUUAAUGCAAGUUCUGAAGGAACUAAACAGUGGGAAAUAUCAACGAACCAUGCUAGCACAAGAAAAAGAAUUAGAUCUAAGGCAAGAUACCCCAUUGAUUCCUGGUGCGGGACGGAUUGUCAUAACAGAUAACAUUAUCAAGUUUGAUCAUGUUCCAUUGGCAACACCAAAUGGCGACAUGUUGAUUAAAGAUCUCAACUUUGAGGUGCGAUCUGGUGCCAAUGUUCUGAUUUGUGGGCCAAAUGGAUGUGGCAAGAGUUCUCUCUUCCGUGUUCUUGGUGAAUUGUGGCCUCUGUUUGGUGGCUGUCUAACUAAACCCGAGAGAGGAAAAUUGUUUUACGUUCCCCAGAGACCUUAUAUGACACUUGGAACAUUGAGAGACCAAGUAAUCUAUCCAGACACUAUAGAAGAUCAAAAAAGGAAAGGGAUCUCUGACCAGGUGCUAAAGGAGUAUUUAGAUAAUGUCCAGUUGGGUCAGAUCUUGGAACGUGAAGGAGGCUGGGAUAGCAUUCAAGACUGGAUGGAUGUUCUCAGUGGAGGAGAGAAACAGAGAAUGGCGAUGGCUAGAUUGUUUUACCAUAAACCCCAGUUUGCAAUUCUGGAUGAAUGUACUAGUGCUGUUAGUGUUGAUGUAGAGGGCUACAUCUACAGCCAUUGUCGGAAAGUGGGCAUCACUCUCUUCACUGUUUCUCACAGAAAAUCACUUUGGAAGCACCAUGACUUUUAUCUUCACAUGGACGGAAGAGGAAACUAUGAGUUCAAGAAAAUUACUGAAGAGACAGUUGAAUUUGGUUCAUAACCCACCCACCCCCCAUCCACAACCAUGACUGUUAACAAUACUGGACAUGGAAAGGCAACAUACAUUGUGACGUAACAAAGCUGCUUGACUUAUUCUUUACACUGAUUACUAGGAAUAUGAUAACAAGCUGUCAGCACAUUUACUAUUAUGUAGAAUAUUACUAAUUUGUGUUCAUGUUGAUUUAAUUAUUAAUAUGCUCUAAGAAUGUUCUUAUUCUUGUGUUUUUUUUUAAAUCUGCCUAAAUUAAAUUGGGCUUAAAUCACUGUAAUGUUGAUUCAUCCUGGGAUGUAAACAGUCUGAAGUCAAUUAAUUUGACUUCUGCUUGACCACACUUCCUCUGGGGAAGGCCCUUAUUAGAAUUAGAUUCACUACCUCUUCUGUGCCCAUUACAUUAGACAUGAAUUUCUACAUCAAAUCCUAAUACAUCAGUUCAUUAUACGUACUCUUUUCAGGGCAGGACUUGUUGUAUGACUACAGUGUGGUACAAGGCAGUUGCCCUUUCUGUUAGCCAUGGCUGUGGAGACAUUCUGCUUGCAGCAAUGCUGGACUGAUGGGAGAAAUGACCCCUAGAAUUCCUCUCUAAAGAGAUGAACUCAAUCCAAUAUCCUGUGGCCACUGCUGCUCCCUACUCUUCGAUCCUAUCCUUCCAUUUGUUUUUCCAGCUCAGUACAAAUAAAGUAACAAUAUUCCAUUUGGCCUUUAUAUUCCAAUUUUAGAAGGACAAAUGAGAGGAACGAGAAUGGAAAAAGUAAAGAGGAAAGAAAACAAAAUUAAAAAACAGGAACCCAAAUCCUUGUUCUGGAAUAAAGAUCAUGGACAUUCUCGCUUAUGAGAGGUCUGAUCUCUUUGUAAUCUGUAGGAAGUAGUAUGCAAGUUCUAAAUGAAAUGCCAUACAUAUCUGCCACAAAGAUCUGGAUUUUUCAGAGAAGAUAUUUGCUUACCAGACAUUUUUCUACUUGGCACGUAGAUCUAUGAUUUUUAAAAAUGAAAACCGUAUAAUGCCAGAGGCACAGCAGUUCAGAGUCACCAAGGAACAGCUGAGAGUCUGUCAGAACUAAGUUACAGUUAUUACUUGAAGAAUUGUUUGGCUUCCGAUGAAUUACUUUUAUAAAAAUACCAUAACUGCUUAACCAUAGAUGAGCAUUUUUGAAAUUGGUAUGUGGUAAUAGUUGCGUAUGAUGAUAUAAAUUAUUGUCCAGAUUUAGUGACCUAGAUGGGAUUGGAAGAUGUGAGUUGGUUAGUCUGGCUGUGCAACUGACUACCAUUCAUUCUAUAAGAAAACCUUAAAAGCUGUGCUAUAUGACAUGAUUUUGUCCCUAUAAUAUAAUACCUACAUGCACUUAACAUGAUGGCAUGCACUACAUACAAAAUAAAUGUUGUUGUUUUUUUGCCCUUCGCUUAAAAUCAGAAUGUGUUCUGAAUGGUUAAUAAUUAAUUAUACCUCUUUCAUAGGAAAUCUGUAAUUUGUCAAACUUCCAAAUAGCUAAUCAAGUUCGGUAUUAUUCCCAAAAGUCAAUGUUUCUAAAUGCUAUUGUCUUCCUGUGUUCCUGGUAAAUCAAGGGAGAGCUAGAUUAGGAUACAUUAUCUGAGAAAUACAAAAAUAAUGUUAAAGAACUAUUUUCAGUUUGUUGCUAUUUCAUAUUUAACAAAGAAUUGCCCUUUUAUAAUUGUUUUGGUUUUUUCCCUAAAAGAUGAGACUGGUUGUGCUAGCUGAUACAAGUUUACAGACAAUGCAUCAGGACAUAUCAUAAUCUGAAACAACCAUUCCAAGCAACGUGACUAUAAUAUCAAUUUGGCAUAGAUAUGUUGCUUGGAAUGGUUGUUUCAGACUGUACAGAAAUCUGACUUCAGGAGUAAAUGAAGCUCUGAGAUGAAUUUGGUUGCUGUACUUCUUUUGUAAAAAUAAAUAAAUAAAUCCAGGAUUGGAUUUUAAUAGAAUCUGACAUUAUACAAGCAGAAUGUUGCUUGUGGGGUAGGGCUAAUUGUUUGCUCUUCAAACUCCCUUCAGCCCCCCCACCCCCCACCCCACAUCCCUAAAAUGUCUGAAUCUAGGAGCAGAUUCUGAGGGAUCUGUGCUGCUGGAGAGAACCCCAUAUUCUGUGAACAGAAAGCAUUUCUGCUUGCAGAAACUCUCCACUGAAUUUAGCAACUGGGCACAAUUUUUUAAAUGUGGUCUAUCAGAUGGAGCUGAUUAACUUCAGUAACUAUUAAUCGAUGAUACCAGUUGAUUUACUUCAGUGCUACAUGAGAAGCUAAGGGGAAAUGGGGUUUUAGAUGACUUCAUUAAGCUCCAAUCUUCAUACUUUUAUUGAGAGUGCAUCAAAAAUCAAUCUGCCCCAUGAGAAAACUAGUAUGAAGGUAAAAGUAACCGGAGCAGUGCUCAAGGGGAGAAGAGUUUUUAAGAUUAUGUUUUUAGUCUGUAACGUUCGAAUGUUAUGCAAAAUGAUCCACAGAUCAGCCAUGAUCAUCUUGUUAUGGUCUUGUGCUUCAACUGAUACUGUUAAUGGUUUAUUAAACUGAAAAUUUUGGUAUGAUGUAAAAGUCAGCAAGAAUGAAGCAUCACCAUAUCUUAUACCAAGUUUAGCCUGGUAUAUUUUGUACUGUAGUUGAUCACAAGGGACUCUUGUUUCAGUGGAAAAUAACUGCUGUACUUUAAUAUUUUGUAGCUUGUAAAGUCAAUUAGAAGGAAAGGCAUAUGUAAGGUUUUUCUAUAUAAGUGCCUCUGGAAUAAUAAAAUUGAAACAUAUA
Candoia aspera is the source of this 4831-nucleotide messenger RNA. RefSeq names its product ATP binding cassette subfamily D member 3 (gene ABCD3). The transcript has 23 exons. Gene Ontology annotation, biological process: peroxisome organization; long-chain fatty acid import into peroxisome; very long-chain fatty acid catabolic process. The coding region runs from base 95 to 2083 and encodes 662 amino acids. Gene Ontology annotation, cellular component: peroxisomal membrane; peroxisome. The record is from RefSeq and is a predicted model, not a curated record. Gene Ontology annotation, molecular function: ATP hydrolysis activity; long-chain fatty acid transmembrane transporter activity; ABC-type transporter activity. NCBI's taxonomy places the organism in Eukaryota, Metazoa, Chordata, Lepidosauria, Squamata, Candoiidae.